AUGCAGCAGCUGGCGCAACCACUUCCCUAUGCCCAGCCCCUUGCCUACCCGCCACAGUACGGCCACAUGCCCAUCCUCCACGCCCCUACUCAGCAGACGGGCUAUCCCAUCGCGCCCAGUGUGUGUCCUCCGUUUAUGAUGCCGGGCAGCUCACCCUCGUCGCUGCCCUCGGGAAUGGCGCAGUGGAAUCCUUGGACCGAGCAGCCUGCGAAACACACGACGGUCGACUCCCUAGCGAUGGAAGACAGAGACGGCAGCGCCAAGAGGAAAGGGAGAAGAUCCGCCAGAGGUGGCGCAAGCAGCCUCGCCACCAGCGGAACGGCCUACACCCCUGGCAUCCACAUACGCUUCUCCGAUGGCGUCGCUUUCGACGAGCGCUCCGCCGCUCCGCUCACCAACCCAACGCAAGCCGUAGCGCUCAAGCGACUCUACCCUACUUCCUCUCCAUCACGCGUCAGGAAUGAGAUACGACAUCUUAAAUUGCUGGGAGGAACCAACUUCGUGCUCCCUUUGCUUGGCGGGUUGAGGGAGGCCGACCAGAUAACUCUCGUUUUGCCCUAUUUCAAGCAUGACCGGUUCAAAGAGUACAUUAACCGAUUCACCAUCGAUCAGCUACGACUUUACCUCUACUCGCUUUUCACUGCGCUGCACCACAUGCACCGGCACGCGGUCAUCCAUCGCGACGUCAAGCCCAGCAAUUUUCUGUACUCGAUUGAGCGCAACGAGUUCCUGCUCGUAGACUUCGGGCUGGCCGAACUGGACGAGUCCAAGGUGCUCCAAGCCGAAAACAGCUCCGAUGUCUCCUUGCAGAAUUACAUUCGUAACUUCCUUGGCGUUACAUCGGCCGCUGGCGAGCGUGGGAGCAUUGCCAGAGCGCGCGCGGGCAUGGCCGGCGAGCAGGGAGGGCUGGAACCCGAGGAUUUCGGGCGCCCGAGGUACGCGAAGCUGCCGACGCCCAAGAGAGGCGUGCUCGAUCACCGUCUU
Messenger RNA from Acanthamoeba castellanii str. Neff, 984 nucleotides. Its product is annotated as cyclin-dependent kinase. The transcript has 10 exons. Gene Ontology annotation, biological process: mitotic DNA damage checkpoint signaling; protein phosphorylation. Gene Ontology annotation, molecular function: protein serine/threonine kinase activity; ATP binding. NCBI's taxonomy places the organism in Eukaryota, Discosea, Longamoebia, Acanthamoebidae. The record is from RefSeq and is a predicted model, not a curated record. The annotation marks the transcript as partial. Gene Ontology annotation, cellular component: nucleus.